CAUUUAUGUUAUGCGUUAUGCAAAAGUCUGUGCGGGAGCCCUUACAUAUAUAAGUGCGAGGGCCCAUAAAAAGAAUGACUGCUAAGCAUUUUUUAUUAAUACAAUUUUUACAUUUAAUUUUUUAGUUUUAAAUGAAUAUUUGCGUCAACACGUAAUGGUAUAAAAUUUUAUGUUUGAUCACAUUCUUUAUGAUUCUUUAUCAGUGACUUGAACUUCGUCAGUAGACAGUUUUUUUUGCACGCUUGCACAAGAAAGUUUGUGUAAAUUAGUGGAAAUAUUAUAAUUACGCACAAAUAUGACGGACAAUGUCAAGGAAACAAAAAAUGAAAUGGAAGAUAAGGAAUUGAACGAUUUAUUGGAUAGUGCUCUGCAAGAUUUUGACAAAGUAUCUAUAUCAAACGUUGAAAAAGUUGAUGACACAGAUACAGUAAACUUACCAAAACAAACAGAUAAGUAUGAGACAUGCGAAGACAAAUGGACAGAAGAUUUUCUCAAACAGACAGCGGAUCAGUUUGAAAGGAAUUUGCAAAAUUUAUUACAAAAUGGAGAUAGUGAGCUGGAGGCUGCUUUACAGAACAUGCUUGGACAAACAUCGGUCAGCAAUGAUGUGGCAGAUGACAAAGACAUGAAUACAGAUUUUCAAUCAACCAUUUCGCAAGUUUUAAAGGACUUGACCACAAAUUCUGAAAGCUUACAGAAUGAAGCGGAUGUGGCGGCUAUGCUCAGGCAAACAUCUCUUGACGGUGAUACCGGCGAUAUAUUGCCAUUUAUGCAAGGGAUGAUGGAGCACCUUUUAUCGAAAGAAAUUCUUUAUCCGUCAUUGAAGGAACUGUCAGACAAAUAUCCAACGUGGUUAGAAGAACACAAGACGACUUUGAACACUUCUGAUUUACAGAGGUAUACGAAACAAUCAGAGUUGAUGCAAAAGGUACUUAGCUGGUUUUUCGCCGUGCUGGUUAACUGCUGCCGUCUGGUACAUGAGGGGGCAUCCCUGGCAAAUCCAGUGAAUUUAAAAAUUCAGUUGGAUAAUUUACCACUUCUUCUACUUCCACAACUGUGUCUACAGACUUGGUUGCUAUUUUUCCACCAUCUUCUGCGGAUCUUCUUCUGUAUAAAGGAUAUCCAGCGUUUCUUGUUACUGCGUGGGAUACUAAUGCUCGCGGAUAUCUCUUUGUGCAUAUUCCGUCUCUCAUACAUGAAAUAAAAAAAAGGCUGCCAAAGAAAAUAAGGCUGCCAUUAUUACGGCAUUACCAUAUACAGGCUGUACCAAAGAAGGAGAUAUGAUUCCACAAAACGUCCCUCACUUUUGAAACAACCAAUAUUUCCAAAAUUUAAAAUUCGAAAUAAAAGCUGCAAAAUAUAUAUAUAAUUAUCCUCCAAUGACAUUUACAAAAAAGGUCGUAAGAUUCACCAAAAUCACGCCCCACAUUUUUGAAACAACCAGUAUAUCUAAAAUCAGACCCCAUAAGAACACAACAGAAGUCGAACGUUGUGUCAAAAUUACAAAGCAAUCGGUAAAUAACUUUCGGAGAUCUUAGCCAACUAACAAACAUACAUUUACAUUUUUAUUUAUAUAGAUAGAUUUGGUGCGCAAGUAAUACAUUGCAUUGAUCGAUCAUCUUGACAACGGGGUAUUUUGCAUUUGGAACAUAAAUAUUUUGUUUUUUUAUCUUUAUUAGGGUAGCAAAAACCGCAACGUAUUUAUUUAUCAAGAGUAAAUUCAACAAUAUCCGGAGGUUACUGAGUUGAAAAAUCGAUUCUUAAUAUCAUUUCAAUUUGAGCACGAAUGGAAACGCGAAGAAUUUUUGUUUCUAAGCGACGUAGCAAAAAUGGAGUUACUAAAUGAUACGCUAGAUUUCCGUUAAAUUAACGGCGUUUGAUUAAAGUAUUUUCCUUUUUUAAUGAGUACAAAAUGUGUGCAUUUAUAGUGCGCUUUGGUCUAAAAUAUCAUAGAAGAAACGUAAAAGUCAUCGUUGAAUACCGCAAGUAACAAUAUUCGUGACAUAUUUGGUCGAAUGUGUCAGUUGCGCCUUUUGUUUUAUUAUAAUAUAGAAUUAUUUACGGUUUGUUUUGAUCCGAACUAAUAUUUUCGGUUUGAUUCAAAGAAGAUAUUACAAAUACUACUUUAUUUUUGGGGGGGAUUCAAUAGGAUUGUUACGUCCGGCAGACUUCACGAUUUCCUUUCGUCAGAGAAACAAAUAAGAUUACAAAAGAAAUUCCGUUUCAACGGUCUCCGAUAAUUUUUUAUGCGUCUAAGAUUAGUCCGUUAGAAACGUGAUGACAAACAUGAAUAGACGAAAGUUGAUAAUUUUAACUCUUUUUGAAUAUCGAGUCAACAAAAAAUAAAUUCUGAAGAUAAUACAGAAAUACAAAAACGAACAUGAGUUUGAAGCAAGGUUUCACGUUUCCUUUGUAACGGUUCACCUUUUCCGAACGCCUCGGACAGGCUCGCCGGGUGCCAGGAUUCGGGAGAAGGGGGGAAACCAGCUUGCGUACACCGAUAUCAAGUUAACAGAUCUUUAUUACAGAUUCUUUACAUACAAAUCUUAGCUUAUCUUACUCUAAAUACUUGGUUUACGGGGAGGUAUGUACAGUAUAUACAGCCUAGUUCUACGUUGGCCGGACGAGAGCGCGCUGAUGCGCAGCAUCUUAGCACGCGGUUGCGGUCGCGGGGUUGCGUAGAAGUCGGGAAGCCGAAAGCCGGCGUGCACCAGGUGGCGAAAUGGUCUAAUGCCUCGUCGGCGGGAACUAGGACACCGAGAACCGGCGUGCACCAGGCGGCGAGACGGUUUAAUGACCUACCUCGUCGGCGGAGUCAAGGAAGCCGAAAGCCGGCAUGCGCCAGGCGACGAAACGGUCUAAUGACCUGCUUCGUCAGCGGGAAGUAGGAAGUCGAAAACCGGCGUGCGCCAGGUGGCAGAGCGGUUUAAUGACCAGUUCUGUCGACGGGGAAUGGUGCUCGGUUUUGAUCGAGCUCGGCUUUUAUACUCGUCAGGGCGAUUCCCACGCGCUCUCAGCAGCGUGGUGGGAAUGGUUCCCUGACAGGGAUACUAGACUCUCGGGAGGGACGUUCGUAGACGCCGAGUCCCGUGUAGUGGGGCAGAUGGUCGACCCCGGGACGUAGUUACAUUUGUCACAUUCCUUACAAAAAAAAGAGCAAUAAAGUAUCUAAACAUUAGCAAAAAAUAAAUAACCGUUUCCUCCAUCUGCAAACCAUACAAGACAAACAUUCAAUAUCGUAGCACGUUUAGCACGAUAAAGAAUUAUUUGUCUUUUAAACCCAAAGGGAAGAUAAUCUACGCGAUAAGUCGCAUCUCUUCGAUAAAAUUUAAAGGAAUGUGGGAGGAAACAGAGAAACUUUCGACUCAACGUAUGAUUGGUCAAAAAGGAAAAACUUUCUUCAAUAAGAAAACUUAGAAUUCACCCACCACACAAUCCUGAAAAAGAGUCCUACCAGUUAAAAUAUUUGAACCACUUACAUCUGAAUUCUCCCUCUGUAAGACUCUGUAUAUACAAAAUCAAAUCUUGAGGAAGAGUUUCAAUUUUUCACCCCAGUCAAUAAUCAGUAACGAGUAAGAGAGUUAGUUACCAAAUAGUUACCUAGUUAGUGAGUCAGUUAGUAAUCAUGUAGAAUCAGUGCACGAAUAGACUAGUACCGUUCCAUCCGGUCAAGAAAGCCCUUCGAUUCCGACAGAUUUGUUCGAGUAAUGAGUAAGUUCCACAAUCAUAAUUUUUUUUGUUUUUACGUUAUUUAUCUACUCCCUUCCGUUUUAAUUCUUUAAGACACGCUCCUAUUAUUUAUAAAUAAUUUCUUCACACUCACACGAACUUGAUGAUCCCGCGUGCGAUUCUUGAGUUCCCCCACACUUACACAAACUUGAGGCUCCCGUGUGCGAAUCUCAAGUUCCCUCACACUUACACGAAUUCGAGGCUCCCGUGUGCGAAUCUCGAGUUCCCUCUUUGCCCCCUCAUUUUUUUUUUCAUCGUACUCUCCGAUCAGUUCCCCAAAACUUAAAGAUGUUCUACCCCUACUCUCUCCCGCGCUAUUCCUUAUCUUCUUACAACUUCAAACAUCUUUGUUUUCCUCAUGUAACCAUUUAGUAAACUCUUUGACUAUUUCUUUGCUCCGCGUUUACCGUUAUAACUAUAGAAUUAAAAAAACAAAAAUCUUUGUUUCCCUUUCUCCGCCCACCACAUACUUAUAUAAUAUUUGUACAAUUAUACAUAUUCACUAUGCGUUUUAAAUUCGAUUAUACCACCGUUAUUACAAAAUUGUCAAAUCACGACUUCAGCGCUUAUUUACAUUUUUUUAACUUUUUGGGAAAUUUAAAAUAAAUACUUUGUUAUUUCUUUUGUUACAUAAACUUCAUGAUUUAUUUUAAUUAAUAACGACCUCCCUUCAUCCCGAACAAAGACUGCACCUGGUCCGAGCCUGAGUUAACCCUUAAAUGCAUGAUUUUUUUUUUUAAUGAAUUUUCAGCUCAAUAUGAUACAAUAAAAGGAGCGCAAUAAGGGAAAAAUAAGAAAAAAA
Messenger RNA from Monomorium pharaonis (pharaoh ant), 4531 nucleotides. RefSeq names its product peroxisomal biogenesis factor 19 (gene Pex19). Gene Ontology annotation, cellular component: peroxisomal membrane; peroxisome. Gene Ontology annotation, biological process: protein import into peroxisome membrane. The transcript is spliced from 8 exons. The record is from RefSeq and is a predicted model, not a curated record. Lineage: Eukaryota; Metazoa; Arthropoda; Insecta; Hymenoptera; Formicidae. The coding region runs from base 296 to 1204 and encodes 302 amino acids.